Messenger RNA from Anastrepha ludens (Mexican fruit fly), 4727 nucleotides. Its product is annotated as serine-rich adhesin for platelets-like. Lineage: Eukaryota; Metazoa; Arthropoda; Insecta; Diptera; Tephritidae. The record is from RefSeq and is a predicted model, not a curated record. Bases 194 to 4624 code for a protein of 1476 amino acids. The transcript has 3 exons.
ACAGAGAAAUUUCAAAAAAAAAAUUAUAAAAAAAUACCAAAACAAAUUUUUAACUACUUAAAUCUUUAAAUUAAAAAUUAGUUUUGAAUUUAAAAAAAUUGUACUAAAGUGAUGCCAAGCAUUUAUAGCGGUUUUUAACAUAAAACGCAAAAACAAAAUUAUUUUCAAUUUACAAAUGAAAUGAUUUUUAAACAUGAAAGUGCAAAUAUUUUUUGUUUUCCUGCUCGUCUUGCUGAGCAAUGUAGCCAGCGCUGACUACCUCGAAUGUUAUGUAUGCGAAGAUUGCGAGGAGAAUGAAGCUCAUUUAGAAUACUGUUCACCAAUAGAAGAAAUUCAAUCUGCCCUCAAACCUGAUCUAGGAACAGAUGAAGUGGCAUCAACAACGGACGCAGAUGAUGUAGACACAACAGUCGAAGAGACCAAUUCCGCAGACAACACAACAGCUUUUACACAUCUUGCAAUUGACGCAGGUAAUGUUACUGCCACAGAUUUGGACUCUACAAAAGUAGGAGUGACAGCAAACUUGACUUCAGCCACCAUAACGCAAACUACAAAUUCCGCAACUGGCAUCAACAACACCACUUUAACCAAUUCGACAACCACUGUAUUAAGUAGUGUACCUCUGGAAGAGCUGACUACAGACGAGGAAGAUCCUGAGAACUCUUCGGAUAUAGAUGACCACACAAUUUCCAAUCAAACCACUGCUGGAACUUUCACUACUAAUGGCAUAAAUGGCACCACUGAAGGCACAAAUCAAACAGCCUUGGGAACAGAAGUCUCUGCGCUAUCGACCUUAAAUACAACAGAAACUACUAAGAUUACAGAGUCGAUGGAUGAAGGCACAACGAAAAACGUGACUGUAAAUAAUGGAACAGCCACAGGUGAAGUUGUACAGACAACUAUUGAAAUCAUGGAGGCAAAUGCAACCACACUCGGAGAGGAUAUGAUGGUAGCGCAGACGAAUAAAACAUCAACUGUAAUGCAGAGCACCACGAACAGUACAGACUCGAAAGAAAGUUUUGAAAACAUGGAGUUGGAUCAUGAAAACUCAACGUUUAUUGAAGAUAAUGCUAUGGAAACUACAACUCUCGAGAUCGCGGAAAACUUUGCGGAAAAUAUUACAUCGACCUCACAAGAAGCUAUUGCGAAAAACUUGACUUCCGUUUUGAAUAACUCCACAACCAGUAAACCAAAUGAAAUAAACACACCUUUAAAGAAUGAAACUGCAGGACAAAGUCACGAAACUACGAUUAAUUUUACUAUAGGUUCAAACUCUACAGUAUCGCCAUUUAUUGAUAUAAAUAUAACAGAUGUACCGGGGCUAACAGUAACAACGAGUGAAGUUGUCGCAAACACGACAAACUUUGCAAGGCCCAAUGGUACAUCACCCAUAAGCAACAUAACAGCAGAGGUGUCUACAAUUACGAAUGGAGUUUUGACUAACGCUACUAAUGGAAAUUUUGGAAAUACAACAUCAAUGGAAGAUCCUAACGAAGUAAAAGUAAGUAACCAAACUGUAGUGGAAAUUGGGUAUGGAUCUGGAAAACCGAAUGGUACAUCACAAAUAGGCACAGUUAACGGAAAUUUUGAAAAUACAGCAAUGGAAGAUUCUAACGAAGUUGAAAUAAGUAACCAAAUUGCAGAGGAAUCUGGAAGACCGAACGGUACAUCACAACUAGGAACUGGUAAUGGAAGUUUCGGGAAUACAGCGUCAAUGAUUGAUCCUAACGAAGUAGAAGUAAGUAACCAAACUGUAGUGGAAACUAGACCGGGAUCUGGAAGACCGAACGGUACAUCUCAAAUAGGAACUGCUAAUGAAAAUUUUGGGAAUACAAUGGAAGACUCCAACGAAGUAGACACGAGUAAUCAAACUAUAGUGGGGGCUCGACCUGAGUCUGGAGGACCGAACGGUACGUCCCAAAUAGUCACGGCUAAUGGAAAUUUUGCGAAUACAACAUCAAUGGAAGACUCUAACGAAGUAGAAAUAAGUAACCAAACUGUAGUGGGAACUGGACCUGAAUCUGGAAGACCGAACGGUACACCACAAAUAGGAACUGCUAAUGGAUCUGGAAGACCGAAUGGUACAUCACAAAUAGCCACAGUUAACGGAAAUUUUGAAAAUACAUCAAUGGAAGAUUCCAACGAAGUUGAAAUAAGUAAUCAAACUAUAGUGGAGGCUAAACCUGAGUCUGCAAGACCGAACAGUACAUCACAAAUAGGUACAGGUAAUGGAAUUGGGUCUGGAUCUGGAAGACCAAAUGGUACAUCACAAAUAGGAACUGCUAAUGAAAAUUUUGGGAAUACAACAUUAAUUGAAGACUCCAACGAAGUAGACACAAGUAAUCAAACUAUAGUGGAGGCUCGACCUGAGUCUGCAAGACCGAACAGUACAUCACAAAUAGGUACAGGUAAUGGAAUUGGGUUUGGAUCUGGAAGACCGAAUGGUACAUCACAAAUAGGUACAGAUAAUGGAAUUUUGUCUGGAUCUGGAAGACCGAAUGGUACAUCACAAAUAGGAACUGCUAAUGAAAAUUUUGGUAAUACAACAUUGAUUGAAGACUCUAACAAACUAGACACAAGUAAUCAAACUAUAGUGGAGGCUCGACCUGAGUCUGCAAGACCGAACAGUACAUCACAAAUAGGUACAGGUAAUGGAAUUGGGUUUGGAUCUGGAAGACAGAAUGGUACAUCACAAAUAGGAACAACUAAUGAAAAUUUUGUGAAUACAACAUCAAUGGAAGACUCCAACAAAGUAGACACAAAUAAUCAAACUAUAGUGGAGGCUCGGCCUGAGUCGGCAAGACCGAACAGUACAUCACAAAUGAACACAGGUAAUGGAAUUGGGUCUGGAUCUGGAAGACCGAAUGGUACAUCACAAGUAGUCACGGCUUAUGCAAAUUUUGGAAAUACAACAUCAGUGGAAGACUCCAACAAAGUAGACACAAGUAAUCAAACUAUAGUGGAGGCUCAACCUGAGUCUGCAAGACCGAACAGUACAUCACAAAUAAACACAGGUAAUGGAAUUGGGUAUGUACAAGUAGUCACGGCUAAUGGAAAUUUUGGGAAUUCAACAUCAAUGGAAGAAUCUAACGAAGUAGAAAUAAGUAACCAAACUGCAGUGGGAACUGGACCUGAAUCUGGAAGACCGAACGGUACACCACAAAUAGGAACUGCUAAUGGAAGUUUCGCGAAUACAACAUUAAUGGAAGACUCCAACGAAGUAGACACAAGUAACCAAACUGCAGUGGGGGCUCGACCUGAGUCUGGAAGACCGAACAGUACAUCACAAAUAGGAAUAGCUAAUGGAAAUUUUAGAACUAUAGCAUCCAUUGAAGACUCUAACGAAAUAGAAAUGAAUAACCAAACUUCAGCAGGGACUGGACUCACAAGAGAAACCACUGUGAGUUCUUUGGUGUUGACAAAUUCUACACAAUUCGCAGUUGAAAACACAACAACAGCUGGAAGACCCAACAGCACAUUACAUAUAGCAAUUGAUAGCGGAAACAUAACUUCAAUGGAUGAGUUCAACAAUCAAACCUUGAGCAACGAAACUGCAAUGGGCACCAAACCUAUAGGAGAAGUUACCGCUAGCUCUUUGGUAACUACAAAUACCACAAACACCAUUCUUUUGAAUGCAACUGAUAUGCCGAAUCAAACGGGAAGUACAAACGGAGUUUUGACCAAUACAAAAACUGUCGACGGACUUCAGGGUGCAUCACAAACAGGAGUUAUUGGUGGAAAUUUCGGAAAUAUAACAGUCGAUAUUAGUGAAGAGCUGAAUGGUACAAAACAAGUCAAUAUAAAAGCUCCCGAUUUACAGCAAAUGCCCGGAACUACAAAUGUACAUAUUUCAAGCACAACAGCAGCGGCGAACUCAAACGGAACUAGAGAAGCAUUUCCAACAGAAGAGGGCAUGGAGGGACUGUUAGAAACUAACAGUGUAAAUUUUGAAUUGAUGGAAGUACCAAACGGCAUAACGCAAGCGGAAAUUAAUUCUGCAAGCUCAAUAAAACCAUCUAAUACUAACGGUGUAUUACAAUUAACAACUGCGGAAGCUUCUAUUUUAGAUGGAAAUUUAGCGAGCAAAGGAGAUUCAUCCAGUUCACUUUUCGCAACUGAGAAAGAAAAAUUAUUACCCAAAACUUUGAAACACUCCAGAUCCACUCUCUCUAAGAUCAAUACAGAUAAAGAGGUGUUUAAUACCAAAAAAGCAACUGCAGUAAGUGAAGUUCAACGGGACGCUUUGCGAAUGCACCAGGCAAACGAAUUUAAAUUUGCUCGAGAUGAAUUGAAGCUAAAUCCCGCACGAUUCAUACAGCACAAAUAUAGCAGAAUUGGCAACGCGGCGGGCGUGAAGUUGGGGAACAUAACCUAUAAAUGCUACAGCGUGCGUGUCAAAGGCAAAAAUAAGGUGCAAUUAAAUAAAGGUUGUGUGGCAGUGCCAGCGGAGAAGAACGCCUGUGAAUUACUAGCAGCUAAAUAUGGCAAGGAAGCUUUGGUGGAUUGCGAAAUAUGCGUAAAGGGUAAAUGUAAUCGGAGCAGCAGCAUUGGUUUGAAGUUGUCCCAGAAAAGUUUGGCCUUAAUAAUGUUACUCGGUUGGUUACUAGGCGGAAUUUUGAGUUAAUCUUUUGUUUAGUAGCUAUGGCUAACAAUUCAAUUUAUACCAACUUAAUUGUAAAUAUAAGAACAUCUUAAAUAACUGGCUGAGCUUAAAUAAAUAAAUUAUC